AUGCUUGAUGUGGUGGCCUUCAUAAGCUUUGCUCAACUCAGCCCCAGCCCCAGCCCGGGGCCACCUAUAACCCGGGGCAACACGCGGCCGCCUAUGGACCUGUCCCGGGCGGCCUCCCUGGCGCUCCUCGGGGCUCUGGAGGACCGCCUGGACACCAUGAGGUUGGGGUCCUUAGACACGCUGGCGGAGGCGGCGCUGGCGGCGGAGGCGGCGGAGGGGGCUGGCGGUGGCGGCGCCUCCGCCGCCGCCAGCGCGGCGUCCCCUUCGGGCGCCCCACGCCACUCGCCUUGUGGCGGCGGAGGUGGAACCUCCCUAGACGUGCUGCCGCCGCUGUUGACGUUUCUCGGUGCGGAGGUGGAUGAUGGCGGUGUACGGCGGGGUAAUGGACCGACGGGGCUGCCGUCAGGCUUCUUGAGUGCCGGAGCUGCUGCUGCCUGUAUGCCUGGUGCGCCGGGUAGUAGUGGCGGCAGUGGCGGCGGCGGCGGCGGCAGCAAUGGCAGUGGUGGAGGCUCCGCUGCACCCGCAAUGCCUGCGGCCACCCCGUUUGCAGCCGUGGCGACGACAGCGGCAGCGGCCGCUGCUGCCGCUACGACGACGCCGCCACUGCGGCCGUCAUCGCGGUUUUUCCUGACAGGGCUCAGCUCUUCUGCCGCAGAUGCCAUCGCCGCUAGCAGCCCUGGGGUCAACCUGGCCGCGGCGGCGGCGCACGUGCCGGAUCACUCCGCCUUGGCCACAGACGACGCUGCCGCCGGCCUGUGCCGUACAGGGACCUUCGGGGUAAGGCCGCCGCCGCCGCCGCCGCUGCCGCCGCCGCCGCUGCCGACGUCGGUGCCGUCGGGGGUGGCAGCGAGACCCGGAUUAACAGAGCGCCACCGAACCCCUCAUGGUGUUUGUCGUACUGGCGAUGCCGCGACACCGAGCGACCCGUCUGAGUGCUUACCUCCGCAUUCGCCGCCGCCGGCGCAAUCACCGCCGCCGCCGCAUUCGCCGCCGCAGAAACGGCCCGGCCAAAUUGCCCCGCGUCUACAGCACCACCAGCAGUAUCAUGCAGGAUCAGGAUCAGGGGGCUGGGAUCCCCCCUGGGUUAGGGAUCAGGAGCAGCAGCAACCGCCGCCGCCGGCGACAACGGCGACGGUGGCGAUGUCGCUGGCGACACAUGCGGCUCUAAACCGCCAGGUUGCAGUGCCGCCGCCGCCGCCGCCGCCGCCGCAGCAGCAGCAGCAGCAGCAGCAAGGCCAUCCGUGUCGGCCAUCCGCGCUGCUGAAUAAGCCCCUCCAAGCACAGUCACCGCCGACGCCACGUCAACACCAACAGGAUCGCCAACAACAACAACAACAACUGCUGAUUGGGGUUGCUGGUGCUGGUGGCUGUAGCGGCAGUAGUAGUUGUACGGCCGUCCAGGAUCGUCAGCCGAGUGAGAGCGCACCGACGCAGCUUGGGCAUACCACCGCCGCCGCCGCCGCCGCCGCCCCCUCUGCCAGCAAAAGGCAGCGGCAACAGCCUUCGGGGCAUCAGCCUCAGCAGCCUCAGCAGCAGAGUCGGCUACUGCUGGGUGAUGGGGUCUUAGAGCGGGGGGCGGCUCACGUGGACAAGGACGCGGGCGAGGGUGGCGAGGAAGCAAGGAGGAGGAAGAGGCUGGCGGAAUGGCCGCCGCGGGUAGGCGGUGCCGGCGGCGGCGGCGGCGGUGGCGGCGGCAACAAUGGCCAGAUAUCACCCGGGGAAGGGUCCGACGGUGGUGGCGGCGGAUCCCUGCCGCGGCGGCGUCCGCGACAAGCUGCUGCACAGGCAGCGGCGACCAUUGCCGCCGUCGCGCGGGACUUGUACGGCAUACGCGGUGACAAAGCCGCCUGUGAUAGCGGAGGCGGCGGCGGGGCCGGAUUAGGGACGGCAGUUGACGACGUCUAUGACGGAGGUGAUGGUGGCGGUAGUCUGGCUGUUCCGACCGCCGCCGCCGUCGCUGCGGCGCCGUCAGGUGGUGCGUCCGAGGCUGCUGCGGCGGCGGUCGCGAGCCGAGACGGACAUUCCGCUGUCCGGCAGCUACAGCAACAGCAGCUACAGCAGCUACAGCAGCUGCAAAUACAACCAUCGCCAGGCAAGAAACUAAAGACAGGCGACGCCGCGGCUGCAGGGCCGCCGGCAGCGGCGGUGGCGACGGCGCAGCGCGCUGCCAAGAUCGCUGAGUUGGCGUUCUGCAGCGGCGGCGGCGGCGGCGGCGGCAUUGCAGCCGCGCCGAUGGAGGCGGCGGAGGCUGAGGUGGCGGCGGCCUUGGCGGCUGCCGAGGUGCAAGAAGCCGCCGCCGCCGCCGCCAUCGCCAUGGACGGGCCUUUUAAGGGCAAUCGAAACAGCGACAAAACCAUCAGCUUCACUGGCUCGUGGCAGCGUCGGGAGCGGAACCGACUCGCCGCUCGGAAGUGCCGUGCAAAGAAGAUGGAGUUCAUCGCGCACAUGCAGGCCCAGCUGGACGCCAUGGCGGCGCGCAAUGAGGAGCUCCGAGUGCAGCUGGUGGCUUUACAGCGAAUGUACAGCAGGGAGGUCCAGCUCAAGGAGGUGCUCAAGAUUGUCGUCCAGGGGUGUUGGGACAUGUACGGUUCUGGAUCCAAACUGCCGUACACCGCGGAGGAGGUGCUGGCUGGCUUGGAGGCAGGGUCGCUGGAAGUGGGGGAGCUGCUGGCCGUACUGGCGCCGUACAUGGCACCGCCGCCUUCGCCGCAGCUACUGCUGGCGCCGCCGCCGCUGACGACGACGGCAGCGAACCCCGCUGGUGGCUGGCGCAACUCGCCCGCACCGCCACAACCGCCGCCGGCGCAAAGGCAGCCGACGGGCGGAAUGGUCGCUGGCGACAAGGCACGUACAGAGUACGAGAUGUACAACGAAGGCGGCGAUGAUGGACCUGACAUGGCGAUCGAGACCUCUGGUUCAGUGGGUGCGGGGGGGCUGUUAGAGGCGGAGUUGCUGGGUGGUGGAGGCGGGCGAGGCCGGGGGCCCGGAGAGAGCCGGGCCCCUGUCACCGCGGGUACGACAGGGCCAAAGCACCCGCUGCCUGGCGCUGUACGGCAUGCUGACGGAAUGCAGCAACUUGGCCCAUUGGGUCUGCUGGGUGGUGCGCGGAGUUUCGGAGCCCGGGCCGGUCCGUACAUGCUCCAGAACCCACACCGUACAACACCGUUUAUCCAGACCCCAAUUCCGCCACUGUCGGCGACAAGCAGCCCUGGGACGGGCGGGGCAGCUGCCAAUGCCGCUGCCGCUGCAGCGGCGUUUUUCAGCGGCGCCGGCGUCAGAGCCAGCGGCGGUGGGAUGGCGCUGCCGUGGCGGGAUGCCGCGGAUGGCAUCAACCACAUGACAGCGGCUCAUGAAGGCGGUGCCGCCGCCGCCGCCGCCGGGCCCAUAGGUCGGCCGAUUCCACAGGUGUUGAUGCCGGAGACGUUCUCGCCGCCUGCGCCGCCGUGCAGCUCCCCAGCCGGUGGCGGCGCAGCUGCCGCCGCGACCGGGUUGCCUCCCCCCACCUUCUUCCCCUGGCGCGGAUGGGGGCCUAUACAGCAUCUCCACGCAGCGGCAUUCGCCGCCCCCGGGAUUGCUGCCGGCGGGGGCAGUGGCGGCGGCGGCGGCGGCUGUGCGGCAGCGCCCAAUUUUGAGACCCUGCAACUCCCAACUCUGCCAUCUCCUGGGUCAGUGCUUUCUGCAACCGCUGAAACGAACUUGCUGCCGUUGGCGGCUGCGGCAGCGGCGACCCCACCUUUGCCGUACUCUGUCCUGGGUUUCAUGGUCCAAGACGGCGGCGGUACGGCCGCAGCGAUGGGCCCUGCGCCUGGGGGCGAUGCAGCUGCUAUGGCGCCGCCAGUGCCGCCGCCGCAGUUCCAGGUGAUGGACCUCGCCCAGGCUGCAACUUCGCCGAAACGCAACAGUCCACCGCCGCCGCUGCCGCAGCAUAUAGCGCCCCGCAUGGCCCUUCCAGCGGCGCCGCCGUUGCUGCUACCCCCGCUGCUGUCAUCACAGUCGUUGUUGUCUGCCGGGGGGUCUGUUGAUCCCGCCGCGGCUGCCGGCGACGGCACCGGCGGCACCGGCGGCACCGGCGCUGUGCCGGGCCCGACGGCGUUGGCAUUCGAUCACAUUCCUCAGUCAGCGGCUGCCGCCGCCCCCAGCAGCCCUUUCGGCGCCCUGGGUGUAUUGCAGGCGAGGGCCUUACGGAGCGAGGCAACGUGUUUCAGGGACGCCGGCAGGCCGUACGGCCCGUAG
Molecule: messenger RNA, 4233 nt
Organism: Volvox carteri f. nagariensis
Lineage: Eukaryota; Viridiplantae; Chlorophyta; Chlorophyceae; Chlamydomonadales; Volvocaceae
Exons: 10
Coding region: 1-4233 (1410 amino acids)
Biological process (GO): regulation of DNA-templated transcription
Molecular function (GO): DNA-binding transcription factor activity
Source: RefSeq, a predicted model, not a curated record